Messenger RNA from Odobenus rosmarus divergens (Pacific walrus), 645 nucleotides. RefSeq names its product contactin-5-like. Gene Ontology annotation, molecular function: cell-cell adhesion mediator activity. NCBI's taxonomy places the organism in Eukaryota, Metazoa, Chordata, Mammalia, Carnivora, Odobenidae. Gene Ontology annotation, biological process: homophilic cell-cell adhesion; axon guidance; dendrite self-avoidance. The record is from RefSeq and is a predicted model, not a curated record. Gene Ontology annotation, cellular component: plasma membrane; axon. The annotation marks the transcript as partial. The transcript has 4 exons.
CAACAGGGCAUUCUUUUAAUGAGAAACUGCUAAACACACUGAGAUACAAGAUACCCUAGUAACCAAGGAUGGCUUCCUCUUGGAAACUAAUUCUGUUUCUGUCAGUAGCUGGGUGUCUUUCAGAAUAUUCUGGAGCUCUUCAUAAUUUCCCUACUUCAUAUGCUGCUUUGCUAAGAAUUAAAAAGAGUUCAUCUUCAUCCCUCUUUGGUUCAAAUAUCAGACCACGAUACAGCAAUCCUUUAUUAGGAACCCUGAGUGUUUCUUCACCAAGUUGGCGAGGAGCAGCUCAACAUUAUUAUUCCCCCAUCAAUCUUUAUCAUUCCUCAGAUGCCUUCAAACAAGAUGGAAGUGUGGACUAUGGGCCAGUGUUUGUACAAGAACCAGAUGAUAUAAUUUUCCCGACUGAUUCUGAUGAAAAGAAAGUAGCAUUUAAUUGUGAAGCUCGUGGCAACCCAGUUUCCAAUUACAGAUGGCUUCGAAAUGGAACAGAAAUAGAUUUGGAAAGUGAUUAUCGCUACAGUUUGAUAGACGGGACCUUCAUUAUAAGCAAUCCAAGUGAAGCAAAGGAUUCUGGUCAUUAUCAGUGUUUAGCAGCCAAUACUUUUGGAAGUAUUCUUAGUAGAGAAGCCAUACUUCAAUUUGCCU